This is a messenger RNA of Hydra vulgaris (swiftwater hydra), 2037 nucleotides long. Lineage: Eukaryota; Metazoa; Cnidaria; Hydrozoa; Anthoathecata; Hydridae. The record is from RefSeq and is a predicted model, not a curated record.
AUUCCCUUUAAUUUCGAUGAUCUUUACGUUUUUUUAAUCAAACAUACGAAUAGACCAUAAUUAAAUAUCUAUUCGCACGUGAAAAAUGUGCAAAUAGACACACCGUUAUUAAAAAUUCAUUUAAAAAAAAGAAUCUUUCUUCAACAUUGCACUAAUUUACAAAAAUAAAUCAAAAUUUGAAUAAACUAGUAUCGGAGCUAUUUCUGUUUUAAAUGGACAAUAUACUUGAGAAAAUGAUAUUCGAUAAUAUGAGCGAUAUACUAAAGAAACUGUUAUUUAAGAGACAGUACCACCUUCAUCUGUAUUCAGAUAUUGAAACAAGGGUUUAGAAAACAAAUAUGUUCUAUGUGGACUGGUCCUGCAUACUACGCACUUACGGAAUAUUUGAACCUAUAAAACAAAUACCUUUGAUAACGAAGUCUAUGAUGAAUAUUUACAGAAAGAAAAAAAUGAACUAUAAACGUAUUCAACUUUUCAUAAAUAAAAGAAGAACUUUACUUGUUUUGAUAAUGUGGAUUUUACCGCUUUUGGUUUUCUACAUACGCAACACCGGGAAAAACAGUUUAACUCUAUAUGGAAAAAUACUUCAAAGCAAUUCUUCUUUUAUCAAUAAUGAAUUUGAAAAAAAAUCAAGUAGCAAACAAAGCAACGGCAAUCCAGCUAUUUAUUACAUAGCAAUUAAGGCUAUUUAUCCACCGUCAGUCAGUUCAUCAUCUGUUAAUACCAAAUCUGCCAAACAAUUACCUGAUAUUUUUCCUUCUAGCAAUCUAGCAUUAAAAAAUCUAGUUAAUGACAGCUUAUCAUAUAGAAAAUCAGAAUUUGAAAUUCCAGCAUCUUUAAACCCAUCUAAAAACUCUUUACCCAGCAUUUCAAUAAGCAAUAAUGUAAAUCAUGCUAGUUCCUCAUCUAGAGAUGUAAUACAUUUUCAAGUUCGAGAAAAUCUAAUAACAACAAAUCAAAAUGUGAUUUUUUUAAAGACCCACAAAACAGGUUCUUCUACUGUUACAAACAUAUUGCAAAGAUAUGCAUUGUCACACCACUUAAAUGUUGCACUUCCUCGGUGUGAUCACAGAUUUUGUUAUCCAAAUAAAUUUGAAGAAGCUUAUUUAUAUGAACACCAAUCAGGAGAGUUAUAUAAUAUAUUGUUUAAUCAUGCAGUGUUUCAUAAAGAGAAAAUGCUUCAAAUUAUGUCUUCCGAUGUUACAAAAAUAAUUACGAUAAUAAGGGAACCAUUUUCGCAGUUUGACUCUGCUGUACAAUACUUAAACUUCAGAAAGUAUUUCAAUUUGAGUAGUGAUUUACCAUUAUUAGACGAAUUUUUUAAAAUUCCAGUAGAGCAUUUAAAAAGAUACAUCCAAUCCGUUAGUUUAAAUGAAGGAGAAGGUGCUUUCGCUUUGGCUAAAAAUCCAAAUGCAUUUGAUCUUGGAUUUGACGUUUGGAAUGAAACACCUGAAUACAUUGAAUAUGUAUUACACUCACUUACUCAAGACUUUAGCCUUAUAAUGAUCAUGGAAUACAUGGAAGAGUCAUUAGUUUUGCUGAAAAACGAAAUGAAUUGGGAAUUGGAGGAUGUAUUAUUUUACGCUCUUAAUGCAAGGAGUUUUAAAGAAAAAAGCACAAUUAACUUUGAAGUUGCUAAAGAAAAGGUUUUGAGCUGGAAUAAACUUGACGCUGCAAUUUACAAGUAUUUUAAUGAAACAUUUUGGUUAAAAAUAAAAAAUAGCCCCUCUGAAUUUUACUUAGAAGUAAAUAAAUUAAAAGAAUGGAAUAUUGAUUUAGUAAAUCAUUGUAAUGGAUUGGUAACAGCAACAUCACUAUUGUUAGUACAAAAGUAUCGUCAAAUGUCAAGUUCUACUUUAUGUGCGGAUGUUUUUCGAGAUGAUAUUUUAUUUACGACACAAUUUAAGAGUAUGCGGUAUAUAAGAGUUAAUGCAAAAUUUUAAAACUAUACAAAAAAUUGAAAAAUUCCUUAUACAUCUGUUGUACAUAAAUUAAUUUAUAGAUUCAAACUUGAUUUUUAAGAUUCUAACAAAGCUA